Molecule: messenger RNA, 1290 nt
Organism: Lindgomyces ingoldianus
Lineage: Eukaryota; Fungi; Ascomycota; Dothideomycetes; Pleosporales; Lindgomycetaceae
Product: ATP11-domain-containing protein
Exons: 2
Coding region: 189-1205 (338 amino acids)
Biological process (GO): mitochondrial proton-transporting ATP synthase complex assembly
Cellular component (GO): mitochondrion
Source: RefSeq, a predicted model, not a curated record
CGAGCUUCAUAAGGAUGAAAAGCGAGUUGGAUAGCCCAUCUGUUCUCUGUUCACGCAAUCGGGGUUGGCAAAGAGAAUCGAUAACCUAGCCAAAUCUCCGAGAUUUCCUUUGACCUCCUAUCCGAUAUCAAGCUUCCUGAAGCUCCACACUCCUUCACUAACAUUCUUUCCUCCGUGGCCGACUUACCAUGGUAGCCUCCGUCCGCAUACCGACCACACCAACGAUACGGCAUCUCCUCCCCCAACCGCUCUGGAACCCCCGAAUCUGUCAACGGCGGUGGGCUCGUGUCCAAGACGUCCGCUUUCUUGCAACCCAUGGGACGCAAGAGCGUAUACUGGCCAAAUACAAAGACAAACUAGAAUCAAAAGCAAAAGAAGAAGGCCUUAAGGACAUCUCACAACUAAAAGAAGCGUAUAAAGACAAGAUAGAAAGACUCCGCAAACAAGCCGCAGCCCCAGGCGAAACCGCACCGCUCACACCUCCACCACCACCACCCACACUGUCACCCACAAUCUCCUCGAGUCAGCCAUUCCACCCACCAUCACCUCCUCCAACACCUCAAUCCCCCACAUCAACCCCACCACCACCACCACCCGGAGUAAAAACCCUCCAAUCCUUCCUCACUCUCUCCAAAAUCUUCCCACUCCCCGCCAAAGAAAUCCAAACCCUCUGGCGCCUCCGGCAUGCCUCAAACCCGCAAUCCCUGCACUUCUCCCUCCCCUCUUCAACAUUCUCCUCACUCCUACAGAACGCAAAAAAACACCCCUCCUUUGUCCUCCCCCUCCCUCGGCAAAUCUCCACCAAUAUCACAACAUCCACCUCCUCAGAAACCCCACCAUCUCCCCCCCAGGCGGCCGAACUUCACUUCCUCCAGUUCGCCCACCCGCACCCCUUCACCACAACCCUCCUCUUUGCUUCCCUUGCCGAAUACAAGCUCCGGGGAGAAUACGCCAGCCCUCACACAACCAUAACCUUCCAUUCCGAGCUCGCAGACUCGCACGAUCUCGUCCUCGGGCAGGGAACCGUCGUCGCAAACCGGGGCGUCAGUGUGGACGAAGCGCGAUGGCUGGUUAUGUGUAUGCAGAAGUUCUAUGUUGUGGGAGCGGAAGGGAGAGGGAGAGGGGAGCUAUUGGAGAUGUUUACGCGAGGGGAUGGCAGGUUUCGGGUUGAGCAGUUGUUAGAAGAGGCAGAGAAAUUAGUGUGAUGUAAGGGGUUCAUUAUAUGAAGGGAUCUGGGGAGUAGACUCCAUGUAUAACAGGGAAAUUCAGGUGUAUGGUUUUAGGAUAUGU